Molecule: messenger RNA, 736 nt
Organism: Mycena citricolor
Lineage: Eukaryota; Fungi; Basidiomycota; Agaricomycetes; Agaricales; Mycenaceae
Source: the annotation of a GenBank genome assembly
CACAUCAAGCAUUGGAGUGCAAGUUACUCAGUCACUUUCUCAGAACUUCUUCCUGCAGUCUUUUGGCAUCAGCCAAACUUUUCUCUUCUCUUCUUCACCCUCUUAAUUUCAACGCUUUGACUCGUCAUGAAGAUUGAAUGGGCGUCCAACUUUCGUAGCGAUGGAAGUAGACGGCGCCCGCCGCCCUCGACGAUGCAUGGGUGGCUGGCCAAGAUGCGAGGCACGCUGCUGGGCGACGAGGACCUCCGAUCUAAGGGCAUGCGGGAGAUGAGAGACGCCAAGAGUUUCAAGCAGAACAAGAGCAAGAAGAUUCCUCAACGCAAGGCAUCGCGCGACAAGGAACCUUCUGCUCUGUUCGGUUCUCUCCACCCCAAACCCAAGCCUCGACCCACUGCUGGACAGACGAGGAAGCCAUCUGGUAGGAGCGCCGACACGCGAUCUCCCCGCCCUCGGCAACCGGCACCGCCGCCCCGUAGAUUAACCCAGCCAGCAACCACGAGGCGCAGGCCAUCACAGCAGCCGGCACCUCGUAGAAGGCACACAACGCGAUGAGCGCGUCAAGCAGAUUUCAUCUGAUACACGUGUUAAACGAUUUGUAAUGUUUUCGAAUUUGUAUAGUUGGACGAAUAAUAUUCUUUAUGACUGUAGUUGUGUCCUGUCCAUGUUCCAAUCAGCGCCCAAGAAGCAGUUCAUCAUGAUGUUGGACCGUCAUCCUGUGGAACAGCCAGUAGGCUUU